GUACGAGUUGUGUGACUUGUAUAAUUAAAUCGCCAUGGUAGUAUGGUACCAUACGUCCAUAGUCCAUACAUUCACAUUCCCUUAAACCCUAAUCAGUACUGUAAAACCCACAACCAUCAGCUCCCAAUACAGAAGGAACAACAAUGGCGUGGCGAACUGGAUCAGCGUCAAGGUUCCUCAACGCUACAAGGUCUCCUUCCAUCCGACCUUCCACCGCCGUCCGCCGCCCUCCUUCACCGCUUCUCCCUUAUUCUCGCCGCCUCUCUUUCACGAAUCCUAGGAGCCUUGAGGUAUUGGGAUGCGUUCAAUCGCUGAUGCCGAUGUAUAACGUGGUGGUGGCGGCGGUGACAGACGCUCGAUUGACAUCACGCAUUGAAUUCGACCCCAGGGCUUGUUGCCAGCUGUCUAAGGGUAGCUGAAUUGCCCGACUUGCUAACGGGGAAACAAAAGAAUUCUCUCAAGUUGAUGGUAGAAUUGGUGCAAGGAGCACUCUGAUGUAGGCAGCAGGAGUCUCAGAAGUCAGAAAUAGGUUUUAUCUAAACUUUCCUUAAGUUUCGAUGAAAAGCUUACUCUAACUCACCUGGUGAAAAUGAAGUAAAAAUUUCCUUGAAUUCUUGUAUAAAUAAUUUUUUUGUCAAUACUUUGUGUAGGUGAUUUUUGUUGAAGGAAUUAAAAAGAACACAAUAUAGGUUGUCUUCUGUUGUGCGUGCAUUUUAAUUAUUUGACUCGGAGUUAUGUAUUUCUUUCUCUAUAUUCAGUGAAUCAAGAUUUCUA
Molecule: messenger RNA, 774 nt
Organism: Spinacia oleracea (spinach)
Lineage: Eukaryota; Viridiplantae; Streptophyta; Magnoliopsida; Caryophyllales; Amaranthaceae
Exons: 3
Coding region: 144-419 (91 amino acids)
Source: RefSeq, a predicted model, not a curated record